Trypanosoma rangeli is the source of this 444-nucleotide messenger RNA. RefSeq names its product ecotin. The record is from RefSeq and is a predicted model, not a curated record. The transcript has a single exon. NCBI's taxonomy places the organism in Eukaryota, Euglenozoa, Kinetoplastea, Trypanosomatida, Trypanosomatidae. Gene Ontology annotation, molecular function: serine-type endopeptidase inhibitor activity. The coding region runs from base 1 to 444 and encodes 147 amino acids.
AUGUCUACGACGUCAAAUAGCCUUACCGACUACGGUGUACCCUACCCGGAGCCCACGCCCGAGCAGCGGCGCUACGUCAUCUUCCUUGACGAGAAGGGCGAACAGAAGGAGCUAGAUGACUAUAAGGUGCAGCUUAUCCCUGGGCGUGUCAUGGACACAGACCCCGUCAACGUGUACUCCAUUGAGGGAAACGUGCAGGAGAUGCGCAUAUCCGGCUGGGGCUACCCCUACUACGUGGUAAAUGCGGGCUCGACGACGAGUACGGAGGUGGGGGUUCUGCCGGGAACUCCGUCGGUACAGCAAUUUGUCACCCUGACGGCUAGACCGUUCAUCCGCUACAACAGCAGGCUGCCGGUGGUGGUAUACGUGCCGAAGCAGCUGGAGCUUCACUACCGCGUAUGGGCGCCAGUGGCACCCACAAAGGAACACGCCGUGGAGAGGUAA